Messenger RNA from Marmota flaviventris (yellow-bellied marmot), 7634 nucleotides. It is a transcript of the gene Ankrd28, whose product is annotated as ankyrin repeat domain 28. Lineage: Eukaryota; Metazoa; Chordata; Mammalia; Rodentia; Sciuridae. Gene Ontology annotation, molecular function: protein binding. The record is from RefSeq and is a predicted model, not a curated record.
AGCUCUCUUGGUAAGUGUAACAUGUGAGCAUUACUAGGCAUUUCAUCCUGCGGGUCUGCAGUCUUUGCUCUUCAGACUGUUGGAAUGCUUCUGAGAGGCCGAUCCUGAGAUUCUGUAGAUAUUUUCUACAGACUAUUCAUUUGGGGAUGUCAUUGGCAUUUUGCAAGAUCAUCUGAGGAAAUAGGAAAGCAUCUGAAAUCGACUGAGAAGAAUAACUGUGGCGGUUUUCUCUUGUGGAAGGAAACUAUAUUGGCACAGAGGCAGAUGAUUGAAUAAAGUAGUUGGCUCAAAGAAGAUGCACAGUCUGCUAUUUUUUUUCCCUCUGAAUGAAGACUGUUAAACGGAAGCUGUAUUCAUGUGGAGAUCAAAUGAAACACAGGAAUGAUAAACUGGUUUUUUUUCUUCUUCUCUCUCGUUUUAAAAUGAAAACCCUGAAGCAGUAAUUUGAGCUCAAAUGCCUUCUAAUUCCUUCGAACAGCGUGCUUGUUCUAUUAGGAUUCUCCACUAUCACCAUUUCUGCCUGGUGCCUGUGCCCUUUUGCUGGAGCAGCCACGGACAACUGCCUGAUAGAGAAAGAAUGAAAGCUCUGCCUUGCUUAUUCUAUCGAUGGGAAUAAAGCUAUCUGUGUUUCUUCUAUUAUAUGGGAAAUCUGGAUUAAUCAAGCUGUAUUCUAGUACCAAGAGUCCUAUUGUCUCUUGUGGUCUGACUCAUCACAUGUAAAUGUACUGCAGCUUUGCUAUUAAUGCAGAGUAUUUUUCCCCCUUUUCCAAACACAGAAACAAUUGUUAACCUCUGAGCUUCAUUUUCAGGAUUUGUGCUGAGCUCUAGAUCUUUAUUUUUUAAAUUUCCUGGAUAAGAUCUUUAUUGAAUUUGUGAAACUGAAGAAAUGAAGACAAAUUAGAAGUGGAAACAGAAUAGUGAGGUUUUAUUUUUUAUUUUUAAUUGAAAGCAAGCCAACCUACUGGUUACUAUAUGACCUUGCAGGCAAGAGUGGGUAUAGCUGUGAUCAUCUCUGUCAUAGCAGUUGUUUCUUACUUCAUUCUGUAUCGUGUGGUGUUGUGUCACCAAAAACAAUAAUUGUUUUGUACAAGUAAAUUUCAGAGAGCAGUAUUAUUAUUUUGGUGGGGGAAAUAUUUUAAAAUGAGCUUGUACUGGACUCAGUUAUAAUUAUUGACAUGUUGAUUAAAAGGUUUUUUAAGUAUUAUAGUAACUAACAGAAAACAGAAUUUUGUUAUUUUUAGUAAGUUUCAAGUUAUAUAUCAUAAUUUUAAAUUUCAGUUUCUGUGAUAGUACUUAGUAACUUUAUAAAACCAGCUGCGCUGUUCAAAGAAUGUUUGUAAGUGUUGUUCAGAAGAGGAGGAAAAACUACUUGUGCUCUUUCAACUGUGGCUUUUAUCACAAAACUUGGAAUUUAAUGUUUUAAAAGAGCGAAUGAGUCGAGUGUGUAUUGUUGUUUUGGAGGAGGUAGAAGAUGAGUCUCCUGAAUUCAUUUCUAAAUUGCCACAGGAAAAUAAAUCCCUGCAUUCUCUACCUUCUGGAAAUGUAUUGCCGUCACUGGUGCAAGCUAUUUUUAAUGGAGAUCCCGAUGAAGUUCGAGCACUAAUAUUUAAGAAAGAAGAUGUUAACUUUCAGGACAAUGAAAAGAGAACCCCAUUACAUGCUGCUGCCUACCUUGGAGAUGCAGAAAUCAUUGAACUCCUUAUUCUAUCUGGAGCUAGAGUUAAUGCCAAAGACAGCAAAUGGUUGACACCAUUACACAGAGCAGUUGCAUCUUGUAGUGAGGAAGCAGUUCAGGUACUUUUGAAGCAUUCUGCAGAUGUUAAUGCUCGAGACAAAAAUUGGCAAACCCCUUUACACAUCGCUGCUGCUAAUAAAGCUGUAAAGUGUGCUGAAGCUUUGGUACCUCUUCUGAGUAAUGUAAAUGUGUCUGAUCGAGCCGGAAGAACUGCAUUACAUCAUGCAGCUUUCAGUGGACAUGGUGAGAUGGUUAAGCUACUCUUGUCCAGAGGUGCCAAUAUUAAUGCUUUUGAUAAGAAGGAUAGGCGUGCUAUCCAUUGGGCAGCAUAUAUGGGUCAUAUUGAAGUAGUGAAAUUACUUGUGGCACAUGGAGCUGAAGUGACAUGCAAAGAUAAGAAGUCUUAUACGCCUCUUCAUGCAGCAUCUUCCAGUGGAAUGAUCAGUGUAGUCAAGUACCUUCUAGAUCUUGGAGUAGAUAUGAAUGAACCAAAUGCCUAUGGAAAUACACCUCUUCAUGUGGCCUGCUAUAAUGGACAAGAUGUUGUCGUUAAUGAACUGAUAGACUGUGGUGCUAAUGUAAAUCAAAAGAAUGAAAAAGGAUUUACUCCUUUGCACUUUGCUGCUGCAUCAACACAUGGAGCACUGUGUUUAGAACUUUUAGUUGGCAAUGGGGCUGAUGUCAAUAUGAAGAGUAAGGAUGGGAAAACCCCUCUGCACAUGACUGCCCUCCACGGUAGAUUCUCCAGAUCACAAACCAUUAUCCAGAGUGGAGCUGUAAUUGACUGUGAAGAUAAGAAUGGAAAUACCCCUUUGCACAUAGCAGCACGUUAUGGCCACGAGCUGCUGAUCAACACUCUUAUCACAAGUGGUGCUGACACUGCAAAGCGUGGCAUACAUGGAAUGUUCCCCCUUCACUUGGCAGCCUUAAGUGGUUUUUCAGAUUGCUGCAGGAAACUUCUUUCUUCAGGAUUUGAAAUCGAUACCCCAGAUGAUUUUGGCAGGACUUGUCUACAUGCAGCUGCAGCUGGAGGGAAUUUGGAGUGCCUAAACCUCCUGCUGAAUACUGGUGCAGAUUUCAACAAAAAGGACAAAUUUGGGAGAUCUCCACUGCACUAUGCUGCUGCCAACUGCAAUUACCAGUGCCUGUUUGCUCUUGUGGGAUCAGGAGCAAGUGUGAAUGACCUUGAUGAAAGAGGCUGCACACCCCUACAUUAUGCAGCUACAUCAGACACAGAUGGCAAGUGCCUGGAAUACUUAUUAAGAAAUGAUGCAAAUCCAGGGAUCCGGGACAAGCAAGGAUAUAAUGCAGUUCAUUAUUCAGCUGCUUAUGGUCACCGUCUAUGUCUGCAACUGAUUGCGAGUGAAACUCCUUUAGAUGUUUUAAUGGAAACCUCAGGGACAGACAUGCUGAGUGAUUCCGAUAACAGAGCAACAAUCAGCCCUUUACACUUGGCUGCAUAUCAUGGUCACCAUCAAGCACUGGAAGUGUUGGUACAGUCUUUGUUAGAUCUUGAUGUAAGAAAUGGUAGUGGAAGAACUCCCUUAGAUCUUGCAGCAUUUAAGGGCCAUGUUGAGUGUGUGGAUGUACUCAUUAAUCAGGGAGCCUCAAUCUUAGUAAAAGAUUACAUUUUGAAGCGAACACCUAUACAUGCAGCAGCAACAAAUGGUCAUUCAGAGUGCUUACGGCUGUUAAUAGGAAAUGCAGAACCACAGAAUGCAGUAGAUAUCCAAGAUGGAAAUGGACAGACACCUCUCAUGCUGUCUGUGCUCAAUGGGCAUACAGACUGUGUGUACUCACUGCUGAACAAAGGAGCAAAUGUAGAUGCCAAAGAUAAAUGGGGAAGGACAGCAUUGCAUAGAGGGGCGGUUACAGGCCAUGAAGAAUGUGUAGAUGCAUUACUUCAACAUGGUGCUAAGUGUUUACUACGGGAUAGCAGGGGUCGGACACCUAUACACUUGUCAGCUGCCUGUGGACACAUUGGUGUUCUUGGAGCCCUUUUGCAGUCAGCAGCAUCUAUGGAUGCAAAUCCAGCCAUAGCAGACAAUCAUGGAUAUACAGCACUUCACUGGGCUUGCUACAAUGGCCAUGAGACAUGUGUAGAACUUCUUUUAGAACAGGAAGUUUUCCAGAAAAUGGAAGGAAAUGCUUUCAGUCCUUUGCAUUGUGCUGUGAUAAAUGACAACGAAGGUGCUGCUGAGAUGUUAAUUGAUACAUUAGGUACCAGCAUUGUGAACACCACAGAUUCAAAAGGAAGAACUCCUCUGCAUGCAGCUGCCUUCACAGACCAUGUAGAGUGUUUACAGCUAUUGCUCAGCCAUAAUGCUCAAGUCAAUUCUGUGGACUCUUCUGGAAAAACACCUCUCAUGAUGGCUGCAGAAAAUGGACAAACAAAUACAGUUGAAAUGCUGGUUAGCAGUGCUAGUGCAGAUCUGACAUUACAAGAUAACAGUAAAAACACCGCCCUCCAUUUGGCUUGCGGCAAGGGUCAUGAAACUAGUGCCUUGUUAAUACUGGAAAAGAUAACAGAUAGAAACCUCAUCAACGCAACCAAUGCAGCCUUGCAAACACCUCUGCAUGUUGCUGCCCGAAAUGGGCUAACAAUGGUGGUUCAAGAACUUCUGGGGAAAGGAGCAAGUGUCCUUGCAGUAGAUGAAAAUGGCUAUACUCCAGCUUUGGCCUGUGCUCCCAAUAAGGAUGUGGCUGAUUGCCUGGCUCUCAUUUUGGCCACCAUGAUGCCUGUCUCAUCUAGUAGCCCUUUAUCAUCCCUGACGUUCAAUGCUAUUAACCGUUAUACCAACACCUCAAAAACAGUGAGCUUUGAAGCCUUGCCUAUCAUGAGGAAUGAACCUAGCUCCUACUGCAGUUUCAACAAUAUUGGUGGGGAACAGGAGUACUUAUACACCGACGUCGAUGAGCUCAAUGACUCUGAUUCUGAGACCUACUGAGAGGCUAAGCAAAAGAUCUAAGGAAGGAGUUCUGACACUAAAGCUGCAAACUGUGCUUUUUCAGGAAAAAAGCACUGUUAUUCAUAUUCAACCUAAGAGGAAAGAGCGCACAGUGAGCAAAUGUAAGAAAUGCGAUGACAUUAGGAAGAAGAAUUUUAAAGGCAAGUUUUGCAAAAGGAACUUCUAGAUUAUUGAAAUAGACUUGACCAGAGGAAAACACAUUGAUGUCAGAUUGCUUUGUGGAAUUUUUAAUUUGGCUUUGCAGUGCCAGAAAUAAUUUGGGACACUGUGCACCCUAACCUGCUUACACAAGCAACACUAUUGUAAAAGAAGAGAUAAGAACACUAGAUUUAAAAUUAUCAAUAAAAGUACAACUAAAUUUAAAGGCAAUAAAAGUUUGGUACAGUAGGCAUUAUGUGCACAGCAAAUUGCCAAAGGACCAAAUAACUUAAAGAUUUUUUAAUAGAAUGCCAUUUUGUGGAAACUGGAGUAGGUGAAAUGAGACGUUACCUAAACCAAACUUCAAUAUUUCUGAAAAUGAAGUCAAAAUUUGGUUUUAAAUGUGGAUUUUUUUUUUAAAGAAAACAUCUUGAAAGCCUUCCAAUACUGUAUUAAACCAUGAAAGAAAGCAGAUGUAUUUUUGCAUUUUUUCUUUUGCAUAAAAAUUUUAAAAUUCCAAUUUUUAUAAUAUUAGAAUUGAAAACCAGCUGACUGGGUGCAGUACGGGUGAAAAUACUUGUGAAAUAGACAUGAGAUGGAUUGGGGUUGGGGCUGUUGGACAGAUUUCAGUGGUUUGGGUUCAAAAUGGAACUAUUUUUGUUUAAAAAGGUAAGGAAUUUCCUAGAAUAAAAACUUCAUGGAAUCAAAAGGUAGAUUAUUUCACCCUAUUGCAAUUAAGUGGUCCUGGGGAAUGAAAGUCAACUUCACUACUUUGAAUGACACUGAUUCGUCACUUACAUUACUUUUGUACCUCCAUAAUGGGUUAGAGGAUUUUUGUUAUCAUUUAUUUGAUCUUUGAGUUUUGAAAAAGUACAGAAUCAAAAAGAAAUAUUCCCUUGUUAUUCAUAAAUUAAACAUCAUCAAGUCUCUUGGAAGGCAUUUCUGUAUUAGGCAAGGUUCAGAUUUGGAGUAGCAUGUUGGUAACUUGUUACUCUUUGGAGGGAGAAGCACUUGCCUGCCAAAUUGAAGGCUACCUUUCAAGUAACAAAAAAAGAGAAAAGGCUGACAUUUGGACUAAUACUUUAUGUGGUUCUGAUUUUACUGUAACUGUCACUUUCCCAGUAAAAAUGAUUUCACCUAUGUAGGAGGUCUUAGGGGUCUGGGUAAAGUUCAUAAAUUGCAGCAAAAUGAUACCCAAUUUUAUUUUAUCCUUUUGUAUUGUGAAACUGGAAACUUUAUGACAUUGUAAAUUAUCAGCUGGUUUUCUGAAUAUAAAGUGUGAAAACACAGAACAGUAUUUUGAUCUAUUUGAUAAUUUUGUGGGUUUUUUGAAAAAUUAAUGAGCAUGUACAUAGAAAUAGUGACUGCUUGAAUACUGUAUUUACUUGCACUCUUUCAGUACAUCAAGAUUCCUGUAUAUUUUAGAGUAUAAUAAAACACAGAUGUGAGUUGUAUUUAAUGAAUAAUGUAUUUGUAUCUGUGAAUAUUAUCUAAAAAAAUCUAUAAAGUUUCUAGGGCAUUGAUUACUAGAUUUUAAGCCUUUUUUCUAAAAUAUUUACAAAGAUUAUAAUCAUCCAUUUUUCUUUAUAAUAAAGAAGUCAUAAUUAACCUUCCUAAUUAUUAGUGGUAGGAAGGUAAAUAUGCAUUUUAAAGACAGUAGACUACAUUUUCUAUUGUACCUUUUGAAAAAUAAGAAAACUCAAGAGGAUUCUAAAAGUAUACAUAUGUGUGCUUUCUCUUUCCUUUUAGGAAUUCUCUUCUGAAUUCCCUGAGGGAGUUUUCUAGAAUCUCAGAAUUGAAAGAGACCUGAGGUUCAUCCAGUCUAACCUCUUAACAAAUGCAGGAGUCCCUUCUACAAGGGUGAUCUUUCCACCUUGAAUACUUCCAGUGACUCUACCUCACCAAGCAGUCCAUUCAGUUGUUGAGCAGCUCUAACUGUUAGAAAGGUCUUCCUUAGAUGGAGUUGACGCCUCCCUCCUGGUAACUUCUGUCCUUGGGCUCAGGUCUGUCCUCUGAGAGAAUGUUGGAAGGAUGAGUCUCCCUCCCUCUGCCAUGUCUUCUCUUUCACAGGUUGACUCCUUUGCUGAAGUGAUUUCCGAAGGACUCAUCAGACACACUCUUAGAUUUACCACAUCUAAUGAAAUCCAAGGUGUAGCUAUAAAGUAACGAGUCUUUUUCAUUUAUAUUCACACAUACUAGAACUAGAUCCUGCAUCACAGUAUGUAAAUGAUGCCUUUACUGAAAACAUUUGAGUAAUUCUUGGAUUUCCUGCCCACUAGGACAACUUUUCUGUUGCUUUUUAAUCACACAUGUGACAGUCUGUCCCCCAACUUGUGCAACCAUUUUCUCUGAUACACUCUUGAUGAGGGGGAUUGCAGUGUACUGUUCGAGAUAAUAUUUAAACUGCAUCAGUAUUUGGAAUAAGGACAUGAGCUACUUGAAUGAGCAGACAUAGAACCACAGUAAGUUUCUUUAUAGUUACACCUCAUGUGUCAAAAGCAUUCAGGCCCUGUUCUGUUGUGUUUCUUAUCUCACACAGAAUGGAAAAGCCUGUUUGCUUUUUUUAACCUCUGCAUGAAAGGUGACAUCUGAAAUCUCUGAUGUGUAUUAUAAUACCAGCUUCUACUCAGAAACAACUUGGGGAAAUGAUGGUAAAAGCAAAGACCUCCUUUAAAAGGACAUUCAACUCAAAACAGUGCCAUUUAGUUCAGAAGACCUCAAAAUGUAGCUGUAAAUUUGGGGUUUAAUUUGGCUUAUAUUGGAUCUUUUAAAUAAAAUUUUUAAUGCAAUUU